Messenger RNA from Melanotaenia boesemani (Boeseman's rainbowfish), 3102 nucleotides. It is a transcript of the gene cyld2, whose product is annotated as cylindromatosis (turban tumor syndrome), b. Gene Ontology annotation, biological process: protein K63-linked deubiquitination. Gene Ontology annotation, cellular component: cytosol. Gene Ontology annotation, molecular function: K63-linked deubiquitinase activity; cysteine-type deubiquitinase activity. The transcript has 14 exons. The coding region runs from base 435 to 2564 and encodes 709 amino acids. NCBI's taxonomy places the organism in Eukaryota, Metazoa, Chordata, Actinopteri, Atheriniformes, Melanotaeniidae. The record is from RefSeq and is a predicted model, not a curated record.
GGCUGGACUUCAGGUGCUCAAAAAACGAUUUAUUCAGUUCUAGACGUUAAGCUGAAGAAAAAAGACCAUUGCACAUAUGAUUUAUGUCAGAGGAGAGAUGAGAGGAGGAGUCUUUACGCAUUCUCUGGGACUAAACCUUAACGCAGUUUUAUCGCAGAUCAACUUGCGGAGAUGUCGCUGUUUUUCUUUCCUGUCUUAUCUGGACAGUUUGAGGCGGAGAAGCUGCGUCCUGGCAGGUGGGCGUCGCGUGCAGGUCAGCCUUAAAAGCAGCAGACGCACCCUCCUCUUCAGCAGGAAGAGCUGGGUUGCGGCUGGAGGGACAGGUUAUGACGGAGCCGUGAUUCAAUCUAAGUCAAUGAAAACAUUGGAUUAUCCGCACAUUAGCGUCAAACCGGUUUCUUUUUAAACAAACGUUUCCGAAAACGAGGGUCGCAAUGGAGCCCAAAACCGCUGUGAGUGAGAAGUUUUUCAUCGUGAAGCGGGGAAAGUCGAGGAAAGGAUGUAUCGGUCGCGUGGAGGCGGAGACGCCGCACGGGGAGAUGAUAGGGCUCCUGUACAGCGGAGGCAGCAACGCGGGGACCCCGAAGAAAGGGGCAGUGCUGAAGAAGGAAGACACGCACCCACUGACACGCCACCAGGCUCAGCUCCUGCUCUUCGUUUCCAGCCCCAGUAAACGCCUGGAGCUGCUAUGCAGCCCGCAGCUCUUCCUGGCCAUCUGUGGGCUGUCCCAGGAUGACCUGGUGGUGGUAAAACACAGGAAGGGAUACCUCCCUGGGCUGGUGAAAAACCUCAUGCAAGUUGUGAAGAAGGAAUGCAAAGAAGAUCUGCACAUGCUUGCCUUCGAGGUGGAAUUUCUGGAGGGUGAUGGUGACCAUAAAGUAUCACCCAUGAAACCUCCUCUCCCACUUUUCAGCGCUGCAGACAUCAUCCAGGUGGUCCCAGCUAACUCGGUCCCCCUUGGACUGCACUGGCGAGAUGGCAAAGGUGAGGGUUUAAACAGAAAAGCUGUGACACGCGUCAAGUCCAUGCCAAGUGUUGGAUGUCAUGCACGACAGAUUACAGAGACACACACGCAGCCAAGAGUCAUUCAGAACCGACAGCUGAGCAUCUCGCAUGCACCUCUGGAGGUUGGAUCCAUGGUAGAGGUGGCUUCCAACUCUGGGAUUAUUGUGUAUGGAGUGAUCCGGUGGUUGGGGACCCCAGGAGGACAGACCGAUGAAUGGGCUGGGAUUGAGUUGGACUAUGAAGUGAACGGCUGCUCUGAUGGGAUACACAAAGACCAGAGGUAUUUCACCUGCAAAGGGAACAGGGCUUUGUUUAUUCCUAUCACAAAGUGCAGCCCUGACAGCAGGUUCGUCUGCUCCUCCACAGAAAGGGAGACCCUCAAACCCAUCAAAACACCUCCAGUUCCUCUGUACGAAGACUCGGGCGAGGACGCACCACCUGUCCCCGAAACAGAGGCGCUGCCGUUGUUAGUGGGGAGAAUGAAGGGAAUACAGGGUCACAUUAAUUCUUGUUAUCUGGAUGCAACACUCUUCAGUUUGUUCAGUUCAUCUGCGGCUGUUGAUUGUAUCUGCCGGAAGCUUGCUGACACAGAGCGACCCAUAACCUGCACUCUGAGAGCGAUUGUCAACUGUUUACGCAGACAGGGGUUCGUACCUGCAGAGAGUGUGAUGAAUCUUCGUAAACAGCUUGGCUGUGACACCUUUAGGAAAGAUGAAAAAGACCCAGAGGAGUUUAUCACAGUCCUCUUUCAGAAGGUGCUUUGCAUGGAGCCGCUGCUCAAGCUCAGAUCAGAAGGGGGGAUUUCUCAAGGAGCCUACACCCUCCAGAUCUUUCUGGAAAAAGAGCAGAUACGACAGAUGCCCACCGUCCAGCAGCUGCUGGACACAUCCUGCUUGUCAGCUGACCUCAAAUUUGAAACGAUGCCAUCCUGUUUAAUUAUUCAGAUGCCAAGAUUUGGAAACAAAUAUAAGAUGUUUCCUUACAUCAUUCCCUCCGUGGAGCUGGAUGUCACAGAUCUCCUGUACAGCUCUCCUAGGGAAUGCUUCAUCUGUGGACAUUUAGCAGAGUUUGAGUGUCUUCAGUGUCUACCAGAUCGCAAACUGCAACCAGGAAGAAUCAAACAGUUCUGCACAACCUGUUGCACACAGAUGCACCGCCAUCCUGCACGGUGUGGCCACUCUCCCAGGGCGCUAACGGUACCAGCAGACGUUGCAGCUGAUGCUCCCGCAGCCAAGCGCUCGAUGCAGCUGUUUGCUGUGCUCUGCAUUCAAACCAGCCACUACGUCUCCUUUGUCAAAUACGGCCCUGCUCCUCACUCGUGGCUUUUCUUUGACAGCAUGGCAGACAGAUGCGGUGACGACCAAAGUGGCUACAACAUACCUGAGAUCCGUGCCUGUCCUGAACUUGGUGACUUCUUGUGCCAGUCAGAGGAGGAAUUGGUCCGGGCUAACCCGUCUCAGACCCCUGAGCUGGUGCGAAGGCUGCUGUGUGACUCUUACAUGUUUUUAUACCACAACCCGGCCACGGCACUUUCAAAUCCAAACAACGGAGAACCCUAAAUGCAGUUUGAGGACGAGGACAUUGUGUUCCAUAACAAUGGCUUUAAAAACCUGAAAUCUCUACUUAGUCAGCCUUAAAGCACUUUAUCAUAUCCUGACAGCAGGAACUGAAAUGGAUCCUUGUAACGACAGAGGAGAAAAUGUAUACUACUGUUCAGAAAUCUGAGUUUUAUUGAUAUGUAGAGGAAAGAAAACCAAAGCAAAGGCCUUAUGACAUUGUGGUUAUUUCUGCUAAUAUUACUGAAGGAAAUUUUAGUUUUGUUUUUUGUUUGUUUGUUUAUUUGCCUCUUCUUUGGCAAAUUAAAGUUAGGUCAAUUCAAGCUCUUGAUAAUGUGUGUGUAGGACUUUAUAAUAUGAACUAACAUGAAUGAACCGCAUCCCCUCCUAUUCACAAACCAUGUGCAACAGCUAUGUCAUGAAGGAAAAAGUCUAGAAUGCUAUGUUUGCUUCUAUUAUUUACUGUAAAUAAGGCUGUGCCCUGUUCUCACCAAAGCUCAUUUCUUGAUAUUUAAUAGUUUGAUUAAAACAUAAAACAUUG